Messenger RNA from Anopheles coustani, 1837 nucleotides. It is a transcript of the gene Gint3, whose product is annotated as UBX domain-containing protein 6. The record is from RefSeq and is a predicted model, not a curated record. Gene Ontology annotation, cellular component: cytoplasm. The transcript has 2 exons. Bases 240 to 1565 code for a protein of 441 amino acids. Gene Ontology annotation, molecular function: protein binding. Lineage: Eukaryota; Metazoa; Arthropoda; Insecta; Diptera; Culicidae.
CUAGAUUUUACAGUAUUCCAGCUGUUUCUUCUGAAGAUCUUCUCAUUUAUCCUCCUCGCGUUUCUGGUGUGCAUUGCACUGUCCUGGCGAAAGUACGGCAACCGGAUCACCAAUCGCUUCAUUCGGCCAAGCACCGCGAAGGAAAUUGAAGAGUUGAAACUUUCCGUCGCCCGAUUAAAUCUUCCCAAAGAGCACACGCCUCGGAUCUAAGCAAUCUUGCCUUUUCAAAAACUCCUACGAUGGCACCGAGCAAGAUCAAAAACUUUUUUGCAAGGAAAAAGGCGGAAGCGAAGCUUAAGUUUGGUGUCGCCGGACCUGGCCGAAAGCUUAACUCCACCGCACCGCCGCCCACUUCCUCUUCGAAAGCCAGUUCCUCCAAGGGCGACGUUUACGUACCACCCAAAAGGAGUGAACCGUCGGCGCAGGCAAAAGCGGCCGCCAAUGCAGCGUUAGCGCGUUUCGAGGGAAAGGAUAAGAAAGAGUUCAACACAUCGCUGGCCGCCAUCCGAGCGCAAGUCCGGAAGGAGCUGGAAGCCGAAAAGAAGGCCAAAGAGGCGGACGUUGCCGAGCACGAUGGGGAAAGGCAAUCUUCUACCGAGCAGCAGGAUGCGGAGGCCAAGAAAGAUUUCGCUGUCCAGGGUGUUUACUUCCGCUGCCCGAUGAUCGGCGAAGAGGUGUUGCCGUACAAGGAGUGGAAGGUGAAGAUCAAGGAGUUCCUCUACGAGCAGCUGGCCGCCGAUCGGGGUCUCACGGCGUGUUUGAUUAUCUACAACUGCAACCCCAAGGACAAGGCAGAAGUGUGCAUCGAAACGCUGAGCAAAUGCAUCGAAAACAUCGUUAACAAUCCGAACGAAGAGAAGUACAAGAAGAUCCGCAUGACGAACCGGAUGUUUUGCGAAAAGAUCAAGGUGUGCGAGGGUGCACUGGAGUUCCUGCACGCGGUCGGCUUCGCCGAGAUCGAGCUGGACGGUGAGCCUCAUCUCAUCUGGUCGGAGGAUAACAUCGAACCAGACUGUUCGGUGGAGGUGCUCCUCGAAGCGCUGAAAGCUUCCGAGCCGAUCCCGUUGGAGCUGGACCGUAACCUUCAGGUGCUGCUACCGUCGCAGGUCAAGCGAAGCAACCUUCCGCCUGAUUUUUUCCGCGUGUCGCCGGAAGAGAUCAAGCGCGAACAGCAGCUCCGUACUGAGGCACUCGAACAGGCCCAGAUUCUCAAGACGAAGGCAAUGCGCGAGAAGGAAGAACUUCGUACGAUCAAUCGCUACAAGUUUUCCCUCAUACGCAUCCGCUUCCCGAACGGCGUAUACCUGCAAGGUACUUUCAACGUGUACGAAAAGCUUAGUCAGGUGUACGAUUUCGUACAUUCCUGCCUGAUGCACGAAUCGGCCGAGUUCACUCUCGUUUCCCCCGGCGGACAGAAGUUCGACGAUCCGGAGAUGCAGGAGAAAUCGCUCUACGAUCUGCGGCUCGUACCGACGGUGGUGUUUAACUUUAGCUACGAAAACGAGUCUAAAAGCUUAACCGACUACCUAAAGGAAGAGUUGAUGCUGCUGAUUCAAUCGUUUUAGGUCAGAGAAUAUUUAACGUUAUUAUCUUUAACAAACUCAUGGCCCAACGACACGUACCCUAGCUCGGUAAUAUGAUAGUUUCGAGCGUGUUUCUAAGGCGUGCGCGCGUGUGUGUAUGUGUGUCUCAGCUAGAAGUAGCACUUCAGAGGCAUUCAGAUGUGUUAAGCUGAGAGUCGCAUGUCGUUAAGUUAUAUAAUUUCCAGAACACCCUGCAAGCUACUUUGAGGCAAUUUCCUUUCCUGACCAUUCAUUAGAUUGUACCAACCGUUUGG